AUGUCCACCGACAACACCGUCACGGUGACGCUGUCGCAGCUCGCCAAGAUGAUCGACCACUCACUGCUGCACCCGACCAUGACCGACUCCGACAUCCUGACGGGCCUCAAGAUCGCCAGGGAACAGAAUGUCGCGACGGCCUGCGUAAAACCCUAUCUGAUCCCACUGGCCAAGCGGGAACUGGCUGGCAUCGACGUCCUGGUGUGCCCGGUCAUCGGCUUCCCGCACGGUAACAGCACCUCCGAGAUCAAAGUGCAGGAGGCUGCGGCUGCCGCUCAGGCCGGUGGUCAAGAGAUCGACAUGGUUGUCAACAUCGGCAAAGUCCUCGGCGGAGACUGGGAAUACGUCACUCGGGAAAUCGACGAGAUCAACCGGGCCGUUGUGCGCCACGGGGCCAUUCUCAAGGUGAUCUUCGAGAACGACUACCUGCAGCCCGAGCAUAUCGUCCGACUCUGUGAGAUCUGCACGAAACUUGAAGUCGCUUUUGUCAAGACGUCCACCGGCUACGGAUUUGUCAAGCAGUCGGAUGGGUCCUACAACUAUCUCGGGGCCACGGUGUCGGAUCUCAAGCUGAUGCGGAAGCACUCGGGGCCCAAGGUUCAGAUCAAAGCGGCGGGUGGUGUUAGAACACUUGACGAUAUGCUGCACGUCAUGAGUCUGGGAGUAACGCGGAUUGGAGCCACGGCGACGGUGGCCAUCUUGGAUGAGGCGAGGAAACGGGGGAUUGGCAAAGAGCCGGUGACGGUGACCUUUAAGCCCAUGCAGGAGAAAGCCGGAGGGUAUUAA
Molecule: messenger RNA, 786 nt
Organism: Penicillium cinerascens
Lineage: Eukaryota; Fungi; Ascomycota; Eurotiomycetes; Eurotiales; Aspergillaceae
Product: 2-deoxyribose-5-phosphate aldolase
Exons: 1
Coding region: 1-786 (261 amino acids)
Biological process (GO): carbohydrate catabolic process; deoxyribonucleotide catabolic process
Cellular component (GO): cytoplasm
Molecular function (GO): deoxyribose-phosphate aldolase activity
Source: RefSeq, a predicted model, not a curated record